AUGGGGCAAUUGCGACCGAAGCGCAAGGCAUCUGCUACUACAGAAACGACCAUGCCAGAACACGGAAAUGCAAAUGCGAUCGCAAACUGCGAGCCCUCCAAAUGCGUAUACCCAGAGAGCGGCAAGCGAGGCCUGCCACUGGGCUACCUUAACCAGCUUGAGCAGCGACUCGCAGAGACCGAGUCCGCUUUGUAUGGAGCUCUCAUGACGCUCCGAUCAAUAGGCCAGACCACAACGCCGGUUUCGAAGCCGGAAGUGUCGAAGCAGAAAGCAGCUCGCAUGGAAGAAUGGUCUCAGUUACCGAUUCGCGAGUGGAGCGAUCUGGAACAUUGGAUGACAGUCAUGUCGGACCAGUUCUCUGCGCAGUCGAGGGCGACUUCCGAGACUUAUGCAAUUCCAGGAACGCUUGAAACGCGCGAACCUCAGUCUGCUCCUUAUUCUUGGCAGGGAGAUGGUCGGAUUGAUGCUCGGAUUGGGGGAAUCCUUAUGAGGCGCAUGAUCAGGUGA
Penicillium brevicompactum is the source of this 507-nucleotide messenger RNA. RefSeq names its product transcriptional regulator family TF. The record is from RefSeq and is a predicted model, not a curated record. The transcript is spliced from 5 exons. NCBI's taxonomy places the organism in Eukaryota, Fungi, Ascomycota, Eurotiomycetes, Eurotiales, Aspergillaceae. The coding region runs from base 1 to 507 and encodes 168 amino acids.